AUGUCUUCAGAGCAGGGCGUGAGUGCGGGUCCAUCAGGGCCAGUUCUGCACGCAAAUGAUGAAACGCAGCACCCUGUAACACUGGAAGCCGCGGAAACAGAGUCUGGUCGGGUGGAUGUACGGGAGGAAGCUCCGCCGCCCGUCAAGAAGGAAGAGCCGUUGCUGUCAGAGUCUGAGACCGACAUUGAUGAGUCGAUCCCGCUGCCGUCCAACAGAACCAGAAGGCUGCAUCGUCUCAUGAGAAGAAGCUCGGAGGACAACGACUCGGACGAUGAGCGAGGCUCCAAAAGACAGGUGCAGAAAAGGUCUGCGUCGCAGAGCUCGCGGUCUUCAGAGCGCAAGGUUAGCGGCAGAAGCGGGAAAGACGCCUCAGGAAGGUCGCUUUUGCAGCGACACUGUGCAAAAGGUCACUACGACGAGGCCAAACAGCUCAUCGAGAACGGAGCAGACGUGAACGAGGCUGAUUUUGCCGGCAACACGCCGCUCCACGAGGCCGCGCUGGAAGGCUAUCUGGAUGUUGUCGAGCUGCUGUUGGACAAUGGAGCAGACAUAAAUGCGCAGUCGGCCCACAUCGACAAGGACACUCCCUUGAUUGACGCAGCCUCAAAUUUGCACUACGAUGUGGUGCGCACGCUGCUGGACCGGGGAGCGAAUCCGUGUUUGGUGAAUUCUCAGGGCGACUCUGCGCUGGACUCUGUAGAGCGAGAUCGCGAUCUGAACGAUUUGGAGGAGGAAGAGCUUAACAAGGUCAAGAAGCUCAGAAAGCUUCUUGCUCAGGCCGCUCGAGAAUACAAAAAGAGCCACACCAAGAGCCAGAGCUCAGGGCCAGGAACAGACUCAGAGAAAGAGGAGGUUUCCAAGCGGUCGAGCGCCGUGUUCUUUGAUCCCUUCUCGAAGGAGGGCAGAUCUGAGAUCUACCACAAGGUUGCGGAAAACGACGUCACGUUUGUGCUGAACUACGUUUCGAACCUCGCCGGAAGCAAGAUCUCUCCCGAACUGCUAUGUCUGGCUGCGAAGCACGGCCAUACUGACAUAGCCAGUUUGCUUAUUGCCUUUGGAGCCAAGGUGAACUACGUUGAUAAGAGCGGAAUGACGCCUCUGAUGCAUUCUGUGGGAAAGGACCAUAUUGACAUGGUCAAGCUGCUUUUGGAAAACAAGGCGGAUGUGUCGUUGAUGGACAAACACGGCCGGACGGCGAUUGACAUACUACAAGAGAGCUACGAACCUGACGACGAGGAGAUGAGGAUUCUGAUGGAGGCAAGCCAAAAGAGUUCCAAAAAACGGAAAGAGCGUGCUGAGACACCGGCGAAUGAGCGGAGAAAGAGCGAGGUGAAGAAAAUAAAACACAAGCCGUCUACAGACAGCGACACGUCGACACGAUCUGCCUCUCAGACGCCGGCUGCUACGCGUGUUUCGACGCCUGUGAAACAGGAGCACAAACCAGAGCCCAAAACGGAACCGAAGACAGAGCCUAAACGGGAGGAGAAGCCUCUUGAUCCUACUCCAGAGGAGCUGGAGGAAAGGAGAAAGCAGGAAGAGGAGGCACGUAAAGCGCGCGAGGCUCUCGAGUUACAGCGGCUGGAGAGAAAGAAGGCGCGCCAGCAGCAGAUUGCUCGAACCAUCGCAGAGCAGGAAAGACAGAGAAACGAAGAGCUGCGUGCUGCUGCCAUGGCGGAAGAGAGAAGAAAACAGCAGGAGGAGCAGGAACGCGCCCGGAGGCUACAGGAGGAAGAGCAGCGUGCUCAGCAGGAAGCAGAGAAGCAGAACAUGGAACGCAAGCAGUAUAUUCGCAGCUACUAUCCGUACGGACUGAAGAUUGCAAGGUUUGACGGUGACCGUACAGAGAGAGAGAUAUCGCAAUAUUUUCCGGUGUACGUGUACGAGGUGGGCGGUGAGAGCUAUUUGGUCGAUUUGCAGGCGAUCUUGAUACUGGGGACAGAGAAGUUCUACGACGAGAAUAGUGAGAUCGAGAAAAGGCCGCUCACUAGAGCAGAAAAAGCGCGUGUGUGGAAUAUCCUGUGGCCGAUGAUUGGCGUGUUUCUGAAAGGCGACAGUGUGCAGCUACAAGAGCUCAGAAAGAUGUAUGACCAUGAGGAGAAGAAUUUUGAGGAGUUGGUGCUCAACUGGAUCAAACUGAGCGACUUUGACAAAAUCCUGGAGAACUCAAAGUACGCCGUUGCCAAACAAGUCUCCGAGAAGUUUGCGCUCUGCAAAGUGUCGCCCGUGGAGCACACAGAUCAGACUGUGACUUUACCAAAAAAUGAGAUAAGCGGACCUGUGACGGAGCGCCCGGUGCCUCUUCGUCUCGGGCCUAAAGCCAAAGCAGUCCUACAAACGUUCGACAGGAAACUGUGGUAA
Molecule: messenger RNA, 2358 nt
Organism: Ogataea haglerorum
Lineage: Eukaryota; Fungi; Ascomycota; Pichiomycetes; Pichiales; Pichiaceae
Exons: 1
Coding region: 1-2358 (785 amino acids)
Cellular component (GO): nucleoplasm
Molecular function (GO): protein binding
Source: RefSeq, a predicted model, not a curated record